Messenger RNA from Chinchilla lanigera (long-tailed chinchilla), 1934 nucleotides. It is a transcript of the gene Ccdc83, whose product is annotated as coiled-coil domain containing 83. Bases 531 to 1784 code for a protein of 417 amino acids. The transcript is spliced from 11 exons. Lineage: Eukaryota; Metazoa; Chordata; Mammalia; Rodentia; Chinchillidae. The record is from RefSeq and is a predicted model, not a curated record.
GUCCUCGGCCCGGCCUGCCUCGCUGGGCCGUCCGUUACCGAGGCCGCGGCCGGCCGCCAACGGGAAGCGGAGAGUUCCAGAAGUCAGCAGUUCGAGUGACCUCACAGCACGUCGUUAGGGCCGUCCUGCUGUAGGGUUAGUUGUGUGCCUGAUCUGUGAGCUGCGUUUCACUGCAGACGUGCGUGCAGGAGUAAAGCCGGGGCCGCGGCGUCCCGGUGGGCGGGUUCGGAGCGUCUGCGCUUGGUCUCAGGCUCCGUCCCUGGCGUCUUACCCGCGCCGUCCUUUAGGAGCGGCGGCGUCUGCACCGCCCCGGGCUACCGCACUCACAGCUUCCCGAGGCGUGGAGCCUCCUCGGAGACCUCGACAGGCGAUGGGAAGCCAGAGGAGGACGCUGGUCUGAGGUUGUAAAACUCAGGGUAGCAAUCAGCCUCUGUGCUUCUGUCCACACACUAACAACGCGUGGGCACCCAGCGUGCUGUCCGUGCCCUCUCACCCCACAACUCAGCCAUAGGUUUAUUUCUUAAUAGCUAAUGGGAACAAUGGAAAGCAUGGCAAAAGCAAAUAAAAAGGAGAUACAAAACGCACCACCAAGAGAAGUGAAGCUGCCUGCUAGUGAAGCUCUUCUAGAUUAUCACCGUCAAAUAAAGGAAAACUCAGUAGAGAGAUUCAUGUUUCAAAUUAAGAAGCUUAGGGAAAAGAACCAAAAGUAUCACGAAAGAAAUAGGCGCUUAAAGGAGGAACAGAACUGGCACAUAAAUAACCUACUAAAGGAGCUGAGUGAGAAGAAGUCGGACGGACUUCCAGUUGUAACAAGAGAGGAUGUGGAAGAGGCAAUGAAGGAAAAGUGGGAGUUUGAAAGAAACCAGGAAAAGAACUUGAAAGAUAUGCGCACACAAAUAAAUAAUGCUGAGAAGCUAUUUCUUGAGAAACUCGGUGAAAAGGAAUACUGGGAAGAGUACAAGAAUGUGGGGAGCGAACAACAUGCUAAACUCAUUACCUCCUUACAAAAUGACAUCAAUAAAGUUACAGAGAAUGCAGAAAAAAUGUCAGAACAGUAUAAAAUCACUCUAGAAGAUACUAGAAAGAAAAUAAUCAGAGACACUUUGCUGCAACUGGACCAAAAGAAGGAAUGGGCCGCACAGAAUGCUGUAAGUUUAAUUGACAGGGGUAGUUAUCGAGAGAUCUUGGAGAACGACUGGCUAAAAAGAGAGAUUGCAAUUCAUAGGAAGGAAGUUGAAGAAUUAGAAAAUACUAUUCAUGAACUAGAAGAAGAAAAUUUGGUGCUUAUUGAUCAGCUAUUCAACUGUAGACUUGUGGAUCUCAAAAUACCCAGGCGACUGUAUCUUAGUCAAGCUGCUGGACAGGAAGUACCACCCGAAGAAAUGCCUUUGGAGCUGGCAGAAACAUAUAUAGAAGAGAAGUCAAAACUGCAACCCAUAGGAGAAUACAGAGACACACUGAGCCCCCUAGGCGAGAGCACCUCCCUCCAGCUCAGCCCUGGAGACAGUGGCAGGAAUGUCCGGCACCUGAGGAUAGAUGAGGUGGACAGCUCAUGUACAGAGUUUGGGGAUUCUCAGAUGAAGCAUUUACUGUAUGAAGAUGAGUGGGAUUUCAAGGAACAUGCGGAUUUGGGCCCCCUGGCAGUGAAGCUCAUGCGUGUGGAGAGCAAGAAAAUGCCCAUUCAUUUUCAAGAAGAGGAAAUUUCAGUCAGAUCUGAUGAAGAUGUCAGCAGCCCAGAAAACCGCAUCACAUAUAAGAUGAUGAAGUCUUUUCUCCAGGCCUGAAAACUGAAAAUGUAAACAACUUUUCGUUAUAAAUGGGAAUUGAAAUAUAUGCCAGGCUGCCCAUUUUACAUACACUUUGGUCCACUUUUCAGCCUGUUGUUUCUACAGACCAUAAUUACAUUUAAAAUUAAAGUUUCAAGUACUCAGCUA